Schistocerca gregaria is the source of this 1135-nucleotide messenger RNA. RefSeq names its product trypsin delta-like. Lineage: Eukaryota; Metazoa; Arthropoda; Insecta; Orthoptera; Acrididae. The transcript has 2 exons. The record is from RefSeq and is a predicted model, not a curated record. Gene Ontology annotation, biological process: proteolysis. Bases 3 to 764 code for a protein of 253 amino acids. Gene Ontology annotation, molecular function: serine-type endopeptidase activity.
GUAUGCUUCGCGCAGAGCAGCUUGUAUGGCUAUCCACCUUCCUGCAUCUUACGGUGUGCUUCAGACCACAGCGUAUCAUGGGAGGAGAGGAAACAACUAUCGACGAUUUUCCAUUUAUGGUGGGCUACGAGAGGUGGUGUUGGAUGGAGUGUGGAGCGACCAUCGUCAGAGAUGACUAUGCCAUGACUGCUGCCCAAUGCGUGCGUGGAAAUGAGAAAGGUGGUGAAAUAACGCUGCGUGUUGGCACAUCUUACCGUGAGAGUGGAGGAUAUGUGGUUACCGCGACGGACCUGGUCACACAUCCUGGAAGGCGGGCUCACGACAUCGCUCUUAUACGCUCGGAAAGAGUGUUCCCGAUGGGUAAAAAAGUGAAGGUGGUGACGCUGGGUAAAACAUAUUUAGUUGCCUACGUCCCGGGGACGAUUGUCGGAUGGGGCAAGCAAUCUGGCUACGACGACAGCCCACAGCAAAUGAGGAAGACGACCAUGCAAAUGGUGGCCAUAUCGGAGUGCAAAUAUGCGGCCGACUUCGACAUUGAGGCUAACCCAGAUAUAUUCUACUGUGCGCGCCCUGCAGAAGAAGGGAAUGACGCAUGCGCAGGUGACAGCGGGGGACCGUUUCUAGUCGACGGAAUACAGCACGGCAUCGUGUCGCGUGGACAGUGCACUGGCACAUUAGACGACCGACUUGUGUUCACUACUAUAUACCACUAUCUAGACUGGAUUGACACUAUUGCAGGUAACCUCACAGUAGAUGGAUGUUAAUCAUUCUUAUCAAACUUUGCUCAGGAGCGAUAUUUCUUCUCAAACGCUCCUUACUCUGGAGAAGUUGCAUACAAAAAACAAAGAGGUUAAUAAAGUAUGUGCUGUUUGAAAUAUGUUUUUCCACAUUUUUACAAUGGUAGUAUAUGACGUUUCUUUCUGUGAAGGUGGAAUAGAAAUUAGAUACAAUUUGGGAUCAAUAUACUACUUCUGCAAAUACUCUUCAAUUUUCACAUCGGAGUGUGUCUUGACUACAAACUAAAAUUAUGUUUAACAAAUGCGCUUCAGUUUCCUUAUCGGUUUGAAGUGUACCUAGAAUAUAGUAUCGAAUGUUCCAUACAUUAACACAUCAAAAUCUAAAAUUGUCAUCAAUG